Molecule: messenger RNA, 12717 nt
Organism: Nannospalax galili (Upper Galilee mountains blind mole rat)
Lineage: Eukaryota; Metazoa; Chordata; Mammalia; Rodentia; Spalacidae
Gene: Akap13
Product: A-kinase anchoring protein 13
Exons: 38
Coding region: 185-8638 (2817 amino acids)
Biological process (GO): adrenergic receptor signaling pathway; regulation of Rho protein signal transduction; positive regulation of canonical NF-kappaB signal transduction
Cellular component (GO): actin cytoskeleton; membrane
Molecular function (GO): guanyl-nucleotide exchange factor activity; MAP kinase scaffold activity
Source: RefSeq, a predicted model, not a curated record
GGUCGCGGAGCAGGAGCUGAGGAGGUGAAGCGUCUGGGUUCUGUGGAGACCUCCGUGCUUGCACCUCGCCGCAGCCACCGCCGCCGAGGGAGCGGCCGCCUAUUGUCCUUUUCCGCGGCCAAGGCGCGGAGCUGCUCCGACUCGGCACGCGGGGAAGCCCCGGGAGCCGCAAGUGUCCUGGGUCAUGAAACUUAAUCCACAACAAGCUCCAUUAUAUGGCGAUUGUGUUGUUUCAGUACUGCUUGCAGAAGAGGACAAAGUUGAAGAUGAUGUAGUUUUUUACCUGGUAUUUUCAGGUUCCACACUCCAUCACUGCACAAGUACCCGGAAGGUCAAUUCUGAUACAUUGGAGACCAUUGUUCCUGGUCAUAACUGCUGUGAGACCGUGAAGGUACUGCUCUGUGCUUCCAAAGAGGGCCUUCCUGUGUUUGUAGUAGCUGAAGAAGACUUCUGUUUCAUCCAGGAUGAGGCCUAUGAUGCUGCUCAAUUCCUGGCAACCAGUGCUGGAAAUCAGCAGGCUCUGAACUUCACUCGUUUUCUCGACCGAUCAGGACCCCCUUCUGGGGAUGUGAAUUCUCUUGAUGAGAAGGUUGCACUGGCAUUCAGACACCUGAAACUACCAGCAGAGUGGAAUGUGUUAGGGGCAGACCACACUUUGCAUGAUGGUGGCCCUCGAGAGACAUUGAUGCAUUUUGCUGUGCGGCUGGGACUGCUGCGGUUGACAUGGUUCCUGUUGCAGAAGCCUGGUGGCCGUGGAGCUCUCAGCAUCCACAACCGGGAAGGGGCAACGCCUGUAAGCCUGGCCUUGGAACGAGGUUAUCACAAACUUCACCAGCUUCUAACUGAGGAGAAUGCUGGCGAACCAGACUCCUGGAGCAGUUUAUCCUAUGAAAUCCCUUAUGGAGACUGUUCUGUGAGGCAUCAUCGAGAAUUGGACAUCUAUACAUUGACUUCUGAAUCUGAAUCGCAUCAUGAACCUCAAUUUCAUGGUGACAGUUGCACUGGACAUAUUUUUAAACUUAUGACUAUCCAACAGCAACUAAUGAAAACAAACAUCAAGCAGAUGGACAAUCUUAUGCCCCUGAUGGUGACAACACAAGAGUCUGCUUGUCUGCCCAGUGCCCCAGAGACGGGUGGCCAAUCCCUACCCUGUGCAUCAGAGCCUUUGGACAGUCAGCAGCUUUCUUCUGAAGAGGCUACGAGUACUCCAUGCUGCCAAGGGAGCUCUGUGGGGCAGUUUGAAAGUUCCUGUGAUUUGUCAAGUGUGGUUGAGGAAGAGAAUGCAGUCUGUUCUCAUAAGAAGAAAAAUAAAGGCGUGGAGAGAAAAGGGGAAGAGGUGGAGCCAGCAUCUAUUGUGGACUCUGGAUCUAUAUCUUACCAAAACAGCUGUCUUCAGAGCAUUCCUGACUGUGGAGUAAAGGGCACAGAAGGCCUUCCGUCCUGUGGAAACAGAAAUGAGGAAACUGGAACAAAAUCUUCCAGAGUGACUACAGAUCAAGAAUCACUGAGCAAUGGGGGCAGUGUGCUACAGGGAGACAUGGUAACAGAGCCAGGUGCAUGCCAGCUUUCUUCUGGAAAGGAGGUAGCAGACAGUUCAUCAACAGGUGCUAGUGCCCCAGAGAGUGCAGGGAAACUGGAACAUAGUCAAAUGAACCCAGAUGCUACUAUCCAAAACAAUAAACAUCAAGUAGGAGAAAGUACAAAGGAAGGAUUUGAGAAUUCUAAUAUUAGCACAUCUGGGGCAUAUGAUGUUCAAGUUGUUUGUGAACCUGUGGACAAAGCCAGUAUGCUUAACAAUGUCUCUGCCGCCAGGGCCCUGGGUGCCAACAAGCCUGCUGAGUCGUCACUUGAAUUAAGUCCUGGGAAAAUCCUCACUGAAAAAAUAGGAAUGGAAACUCAGAAGAGAAGCUGUGAGGACAGAACUGAUGCUAUAGUUGAUCAGAACUCUCUGGUAUCUCCGACUGCUGCAGAAGACAUGACUUCAGACGGACCAGAACCUGACACUCCCCUAGCAGGACAAUGUGAGGCACCAGCACCCUUGGAUUUAACCUUUUCUAGGAUAAAACCAGAUGGGAUGCCAAACCAAGAAUUAGGAUCAAAUUCAUGGCAAGCUCAAAGCCAAAGCAGCCAGUCACGGCUUUGUUCUACAGCUGGGGUGGGUAUAUUUUGUGCUGAGUCUACAGGUCAACAGAACAUAGUGACUUCCGAUGGUGAGCUGGUUGUAAAACAUUGCAGUGACUUAAUUAGCCUGCCUGAAAGCACAAUACAGCAGCCAAACAGAAAAGAUCUGUGCACUGCCCUCUUCCUGGAGGACCCACAAACUGACACAGUCACUUCUGAUGCUGUGAUAAAUACCCAGGAAUGUGUAGAUUUUUGUCCUCUCAAUGUUUUAGAUACAAAGGACCAAAGAAAAUAUUUGAAACAAGAUACACCUCUAACAAAUAUGUUUGAGAAUGUUUCACAUCUCCCUCCAGUUGUCCCUCAAACUGAGAAAAGACUAGUGCCAGACCAGGCAGUCCCACCAGGCAGCACUUUCUCUCUGGCAGGCAGUCCAGGCAGUGAAUCAGUAACCAAAGAUGACGCACUUUCUCUUGUCCCCUCCCAGAAAGAAAAAGGAACAGCAACUCACCAGCUACAUAGAACUAUAGCUUGUAGAGAUGGCCCAGCUGGAGGAGAUUUGAAUGAUUCUGAUAAACUACAAGACGGGGUGACCAUCCUGUCCACACCUUCUGCUCCUAUAGAGCUUCAGCUGAGCAUGGGGAAUAUCAGUCCCACAGGCCUUGGUGGAGAACAUGAGGGUCCUGGCCCAGCAACUCCUGAAGUUCUGACUGACUCUUCUCAGCCAAGUACGGAUAAAGCUGUUUUGGCCUCUGACUCAGUUCUGCCUGAAGAAGGGAAAAAUCUGGUAGCUCUAGAAAGCUCUGCAGUUCAGGAACAAGAUGACAAGAAUAAAGCAGUGCUGUGUUCUUUCAAUAAGGAAGACAGGCUUUCUUCAGAAAUGUCAGGGGAAGACCAGAGACCAUCACCUUCUGGGCAAGAGACACCAGAAUUGUGUGAAAAAUCUGUCUUAGCUGUCUGUGCAGAGGACAAUGCACUGCAACAGAGUAAUUCACCCGACACGCCCUCUGCCUGUCUAAAGACUGAAACUAAGCAUAAGGAGGAAGUGGCCUCUCAAGUCUCCCUGCUGACUGAAGGUGGGGUUGUGCAGAGCCUGGUACCACCAGGAGCAAGAUUGGCUGCAAGUGCAAGGCAGGAAGCCUCGGGUGCAGAGCAGAACAGCUCAUCUCUGUUGCCAGGUUCACCGCAGAAUGUAUCUGAGGCUUUUAAUUGCAAUCAGCGUUUCACUUUGGAUGUUGGAGUGAAGACCUCUGAAUUUCAAGGGAAAACUAAUGCUUGUGAGGUAAAUGGAAAUGUGAUGGUGGAUACUGUAGUGGUUAAUGCUCUGCAAGGUCCUCCAGAGCCCAGAAGAAAGGACACAACACAUUACACCAGAGACAUUCCAGUUUCAGAGUGUUUGUUGAACCAGAAGAUGCAUAUGACUCCAAGUCUGUCAGAAGCUUUACCAGACAAAGGUGUGGCUGGUUUACGGGGAGCUGCAACCCCAGAGAUGGUACCUCUUGAUUGUAAGAGAGGGAAGCUGAAAGGAGCAGAGCUCAGCCCUGCCCUGGGUAACUCCAAGGAGGUGCCACUGGAUGAAGAGAUACUGCAGCCUCUUGCCAGAGACCUCCCUACAGAGACAGGGUUCCCAGCUCUUGAUGAUAGUGGUCUCCCAACUGACAUGAAGGAAGUCACACAGGCAUCAGGCCCAGGAGAGAAAAGCAGUGCUACCUUUCCAUCUUGCAUGGUCCCAACCCAAGCUGCACAUAUGCCUAUCGGAGCAGACCCAAUAGAAGAGACUGCCAUUCGUAUAGUGGAAGCUGUCAUUGAGCAGGUCAAGGCCUCCAGAGUACUGGUAAUCAAAGGAGAAAUCAGUAAUAUAUCACUGCCCAGUCCUGACUCAGACCUUCAGACUAAGCAGGUCCAGAAUGUUUCUACAGAGAAAAUAAGUCCUUUCUCACCUGGGGAGACACCGAAGAUGAAUAGUACUCAAGAAGCCUCUGGGAACCUUGAAGAAUGUAUUGUUGGAAGGGAAGAACCUGGGAAAAUUAUUCUGCCUAUCCACACGCCUGAGCCAGCAGCAGAAAUGCCAGACACUAAAGCUGAAGAUGAAGUGGGUUUUCUGAUUAAGACCAGCCCUCCUUCUGAGGAGGUGGCUGUAGAAAGUGGAUCUACUAUACCUCAGAUGAAGCAAGGCCCGGAGACCCAGGCGAUAAACCAAGAAAGCUGGUGUGCCAUAGAACCAUGCCCUGAUGCAGCAUCUCUUUUGGCUUCCAAACAGGGAUCAGAAUGUGAGAACUUCUUAGAUGUUGGACUGGGUGCAGAGUGUACCUCAAAACACAGUGUGCUUCAGAGAGAAUCUGGGAGUGAUUCUGACCUCUUUCAUUCACCCAGUGAUGAAAUGGAUGGCCUCAUCUUCCCAAAGACCGAGGAAGAGCAGCUGGUCUGUGAUAACACAGGAUCCAGUUCAACUGAUGACACAGCUUCCCUGGAUCGGCAUUCUUCUCAUGGAAGCAAUGUGUCCCUGCCUCAGAUUGCAAAGUUAAAAAGGGCCAGGGAUCACCAGAGCUCUGAUGGCUUCUAUAGCCAUGGGGUGGGACCUGAGACUCGAGAGGUUGAGAGUGAGCCUGCUGUUUCCGGUGAGAUGGAAGAGGAGGAGAUGGACAGCAUCACUGAAGUGCCUGCCAAUUGCUCAGUCCUGCGGAGCUCCAUGCGCUCUCUGUCCCCUUUCCGGAGACACAGCUGGGGACCCGGGAAGAAUGCAGCCAGUGAUGGAGAAAUGAACCAGCGGAGUUCAAUGCGAGUUCUUGGGGAUGUUGUCAGGAGACCUCCCAUUCAUAGGAGAAGUAUGAGCUGGUGUCCCUCUGGUGUACAAUACUCGGCUGCCCUGAAUGCUGACUUUAAUUUAAGAAGUUUCAGCCUGGAAGGCUUGACAGGAGGAGCUGGUGUUGGAAACAAGCCAUCCUCAUCUCUAGACGUGAACUCUACAAACUCCAAAGAUCUUAGACAUCCUUUCAGUAGUAAGGAACGGAGAGACUCUUUAGUGUCACUAUCAGAAGAGCAUCUGGAGUCAGAACGGAGACAGUGUCAUAGGAUGUUUGGUCAACAGACAUAUCAUCGCUCUAAACAACAGGGAUUUAAUUACUGUACAUCAGCCAUUUCUUCUCCAUUGACAAAAUCCAUCUCAUUAAUGACAAUCAGCCAUCCUGGAUUGGACAAUUCACAGCCCUUCCACAAUACCAAUGUUAAUCUGACGGAGAGUAUAACAGAAGAGAACUAUAAUUUCCUGCCACAGAGCCCUUCCAAAAAGGAUUUUGAAGGAAAGAGUGGAACAAAAGUUAGUCGGACCUUCAGCUACAUCAAGAAUAAAAUGUCCAGCAGUAAGAAGAGCAAAGAAAAGGAAAAGGAAAAAGACAAAAUUAAGGAAAAAGAGAAAGAUUGUAAAGACAAGGAGAAAGAUAAGAAGACUGUUAAUGGUCACACUUUCAGUUCCAUUCCUGUUGUGGGUCCCAUCAGCUGCAGCCAGUGUAUGAAGCCGUUCAUGAACAAAGACGCCUACACUUGUGCAAAUUGCAGUGCUUUUGUCCAUAAAGGCUGCAGAGAAAAUCUGGCCUCCUGUGCAAAGGUCAAACUGAAGCAACCCAAAGGGAGCCUACAGGCACAUGACACAUCAUCACUACCUACAGUCAUCAUGAGAAAUAAAUCUUCACAGCCCAAGGAGCGCCCUAGAUCUGCAGUCCUUUUGGCCGAUGAAGCCACUACUGCCCCAAUGUUUACUAAUAGGCGGUCCCAGCAGACUGUCUCUCUCUCCAAAAGUGUCUCUAUACAGAACAUUACUGGAGUUGGCAAUGAUGAGAACAUGUCAAACACCUGGAAAUUUCUGUCUCAUUCAACAGACUCCCUGAAUAAAAUCUGCAAGGUCAAUGAGUCAACAGAAUCACUUACAGAUGAGGGAGUAGGUACAGACAUGAAUGAAGGACAGCUGAUGGGAGACUUUGAGACUGAUUCUAAACAGCUGGAAGCAGAGUCCUGGACUCAGAUAGUGGACAGCAAGUUUCUAAAACAGCAGAAGAAAGAAAUGGUCAAACGUCAGGAAGUGAUUUAUGAGCUGAUGCAGACAGAGUUACAUCACAUCCGCACGCUCAAGAUCAUGAGUGAUGUGUACAGCCGGGGGAUGAUGACGGAUCUGCUCUUCGAGCAGCAGAUGGUGGAAAAGCUGUUCCCCUGUUUGGAUGAACUGAUCAGUAUCCACAGCCAGUUCUUCCAGAGAAUCCUGGAGCGGAAGAAGGAGUCUCUGGUGGAAAAAAGUGAAAAGAACUUUCUCAUCAAGAGGAUAGGGGAUGUGCUUGUCAAUCAGUUUUCAGGUGAGAAUGCAGAACGCUUAAAGAAGACAUACGGCAAGUUUUGUGGACAGCACAAUCAGUCUGUCAACUACUUCAAAGACCUCUAUACAAAGGAUAAGCGUUUCCAGGCCUUUGUGAAGAAGAAGAUGAGCAGUUCAGUAGUAAGGAGGCUCGGAAUUCCAGAGUGCAUAUUACUUGUAACCCAGAGGAUCACCAAGUACCCAGUUUUAUUCCAAAGGCUAUUGCAGUGUACCAAAGACAAUGAAGUGGAGCAAGAAGACCUAACUCAGUCCUUAAGCCUAGUGAAGGAUGUGAUUGGAGUUGUGGACAGCAAAGUGGCAAGUUACGAGAAGAAAGUACGUCUUGGUGAGAUUUACACAAAGACUGACAGCAAGUCAAUCAUGAGGAUGAAGAGUGGGCAGAUGUUUGCCAAGGAGGAUUUGAAACGGAAGAAGCUGGUGCGGGAUGGGAGUGUGUUUCUCAAAAGUACAACAGGAAGGUUGAAAGAGGUUCAAGCAGUUCUACUCACUGACAUUUUAGUUUUCCUUCAAGAAAAAGACCAGAAAUAUGUAUUUGCAUCAUUGGACCAUAAAUCAACAGUAAUCUCCUUAAAGAAGCUGAUUGUAAGAGAAGUGGCACAUGAGGAGAAAGGUCUGUUCCUUAUCAGUAUGGGGGUGAAAGAUCCAGAGAUGGUAGAGGUCCACGCCAGCUCUAAAGAGGAAAGGAACAGCUGGAUUCAGAUUAUUCAAGAUACAAUCAACACUUUGAACCGAGAUGAAGAUGAAGGGAUUCCUAGUGAGAAUGAGGAAGAAAAGAAAAUGUUGGACACCAAAGCACGAGAGUUAAAAGAACAACUCCAGCAGAAGGACCAGCAGAUCCUUCUCCUACUGGAAGAGAAGGAAAUGAUUUUCCGGGACAUGACUGAGUGCAGCACUCCAUUGCCUGAGGAUUGCUCCCCAACUCACAGCCCAAGAGCCCUUUUCCGCUCCAACACAGAGGAGGCUCUCAAAGGAGGACCUUUAAUGAAAAGUGCCAUAAAUGAGGUGGAGAUCCUUCAGGGUUUGGUGAGUGGAAGUCUGGGUGGCACACUUGGGCAGGCCAUCAGCAGCCCCAUUGAGCAAGAAGUCAUGGCUGGCCCCAUUUCUUUGCCCCGGAGAGCAGAGACCUUUGGAGGAUUUGACAGCCAUCAGAUGAAUGCUUCCAAAGGAGGUGGUGAGAAAGAAGAAGGUGAUGAUAGCCAAGAUCUUAGGAGAACAGAAUCGGAUAGUGGUCUUAAAAAGGGUGGAAAUGCUAACCUGGUAUUUAUGCUUAAAAGAAACAGUGAGCAGGUUUUCCAGAGCAUUGUUCAUCUUCACGAGCUCCUUAGCACAUUGCAGGGUGUUGUACUACAGCAAGAUACCUACAUCGAGGACCAGAAGCUGGUGCUAACUGAGAAGGCACUCACAAGGAGUACAUCCCGCCCCAGCUCCCUCAUUGAGCAGGAGAAGCAGCGGAGCCUAGAAAAGCAGCGCCAGGACCUGGCCAACUUGCAAAAGCAGCAGGCACAGCACCUGGAAGAGAAGCGUCGGCAUGAGCGAGAGUGGGAGGCCCGUGAGCGGGAGCUACAAGAACGGGAGGCAAAGCUGGCCGAGCGGGAGGAGAUGGUGCGCCUUGGGCAGCAGGACCUGGAGAAGGACCGAGAAGAGCUCCAGCAGAAGAAGGGCACCUACCAGUGUGACUUGGAGAGGCUACGGGCCGCCCAGAAACAGCUGGAGAGAGAACAGGAACAGCUGCGGCGGGAUGCAGAGCGGCUUAACCAAAAGCAGAUGGAACAGGACUUUUGCCAGGUUUCACGUCAACAUACCAGGCUGAUGCGGGUCCCAUCCUUCUUACCCAAUCCAGAGGAGUCCUCCUUGCCAUCCACAGCCAAAUCGGGGCCAUUGGACUCAGAACUUUCAGUGUCUCCUAAAAGGAACAGCAUCUCUCGGACACAGAAAGAUAAGGGGCCUUUUCACAUACUAAGUUCAACCAGCCAAACAAAAAUACCAGAGGGGCAGAGCCAGGCCCCUUCCAGCACUUCCACUUCUACCCGCCUUUUUGGGUUAGCUAAGCCAAAGGAAAAGAAGGAGAAAAAAAAGAAGAGCAAAGGAAGCCGUUCUCAGCCUGGUGAUGGUCCUGCAUCAGAAGUAUCAGCAGAGGGCGAAGAGAUCUUCUGCUGACUGGUUAUCUGCGAAGGCACCCACCUCCCAACCCUGACCUUGACCUAGCUGUGGCACCCCAUGCCGCACUCCUGCUGUCCCUUGUGCACAAGUCUCUUACACUGGACGCCCACUGCCUUUCAGCGUCCAGUCCUCCUGGGCUGCCCAGGGUCCUGGACAAGAAGGAUCACUGUCUGUGUGUAAGGGUGGGGAAGGCCACCCAGACUCCACUUCAGCCAUGAUCUGUGACUGCCCAGGACUUGGGUGGGCUGGCCCUACUCAGGGUAUUACACUGAAAGAAGUGGCCCCAGAAGUAGAUGAUAGUUUGGGAAGUGUCAGGAUUCCCUAAAGGCUUAAAGAGUGUUUCCAGAUGAGGUCUGAAACUCUGCUUGGCUUGUAUUUUGGGGAACAUAACCAGAAUCAAAGAGCAAGUGGUGUGGACUUCGUAUCUGUGCAGUGCCCAUCUUCCCGUACAUAUGAGGUACACCAGCAGUGCACACAGUCUAUCCUAGACAUCAGGAAAGCUUAGCCCAAGAGUAAGCACCUGACCACUGCCAGAGGGCAUGUGGAUUUUCAGUAUUUCACCCUGUAGUCUUCUGAGAUUGGGUACCUUGAAACAAUGCUGUGCACACACCACCCCUCUUUGCAUGUGUUCAUUUCAUUUUAGAAGAGAUGACAAACGCUUGUGAAACCAGGAGGUGACUGGAUGCAUACUAAAAGCAUAUAGUCAGCACUGCCUGGAUCUCCACAUCCCAGGCUGAACUAAACAAUAUCUCACUUUAUCCUCAAAUCCAGGAGAAACACACUGCCUCUCCAGGUGCUUGCCUACAUGCUCUGGGCACAGAGGAAGAAGGCUUCCUCACCACUAUCCCUCCAAUAUGACACUUUCUGGUGUCACUGGGCCACCCUGUGAGAGAGCAUGCACCCUGUUGUUGUGCACAGCCCCCUACCCAGGACCAGACUGUGCCCUGAGGCUUCUGUUGUCUUUCCCUGAUCUGGGAUGACUGGCUGAGAAUAGAUUCAGGUGCAGAGGUUAAGCAACCUGUGUAUGGUGGCUUUGCCAGUUUACACAGGCGAGAAACUGGCCCUAAAACAUGACUGGGCAUGCUCUCCUUUGUCAAGAGGCCUCCUGAAAUGUGGUUUUUCAGAUCCAAAGUUCUGUUAUAGAUUAUGUUUUCACAGUGCUGAGUAUUUUCUCUUUUCUCUGUCCUUUCCAUGUGUUUUGGUCUGUGUGUGUUUAAGGCUCUUACCAGCUGGUGUAUGCAGGACAGUUCAUUGGUAAUGUUCCCUCCAAGGCUCACUUGCCUGUCCCUCAGGGUACUCGCUGUGAGGAACAUCCUGAGAGGUCUGUGCUUCACAUGUGGCCUUCAGUUCCUGGUUUUGCCCCUCGAGCAUGGGGCUUUAAACGUAGUUCUGAAAAACAAACCUGUAACUUGGUGCUUGUUGAUGAAUUGCAAGCUGGCCUUGCAGAUGGAGAUAUUUAUCUUUCAGUUUGUUUGAAAGAGGUCUGGUUUUAAAUCUUUAGCCUAAAUUUUUUAAUUUAUUUUGUAUGUUUUGUGUUUUGUUUUAUUUUAUUUUGAAGGUGAACCAGUACUGGCCCAGCAGUUUAAAUUAUCUUUUCAGUGCAGAGAAUCAAGUGUCUGUCUAAGUGCCUGAAGGCCUAGAGGGACGUUGAGAGUUGGGACAGAGGCUAUGCCCUGUGCAUUUUUUCAUAAGGGAUGUGUUCUUUGUUUGAAGAUUUAAAGACUUGCCACGUAUCUGCUACCUUUGCCUAUUUUUGUCAUAGAAACUUGAGAAAUAGCUGAUUUGGGUCUUAAGUCUGGGGUUUUUGUUGUUCUUAUUGUUUUUUGCCUAUUGAAACCCAUGAUAUAGGUCCCAAAAGACUCUCUGUAGCAAGACAUCAGUUGCUUCCUUCCAGUUGCAGUCCAUACAGCUAUUACAGCAGAGUCUGCCACGUUUCAGAGGGCCCACCUUUGGGUUUAGCUGGCUGUCCUUGUCACUGUCUGCUAAUACCCCAGAGGCUGAUGCUCCCCCAGGGAGUCCUUUACUUGCAACCAGCUAUGAUGUGUUUAGCUUGCUUUGGUCAUUUGGUGGUAGCUUUUAAAAACCAUUUGCACUUCUACCCACACCCACUUGAACUGAUUUGGUCAAUUCCAGUUGGAAAAGUUGAGAAUCAGAAGGAACAUAAGCAAUUCCCUAAGCUGCCCAACUUCCUGCAGGAAGAGAACACUUACCAAGAACUGCUUCGCCUGCCUGCACCAUCUGGCUCCCCCUCAGGGGUCUGUUGUGCUUGGGGAAAUGUCUAGGUUGUUGCUGCUGUGCUCUUGCUUCUGACCCUGAGGGUUGCUGUAGCUCUGAGUCUAAAGCCUUGUGUGGGUGUCUCACCUAUGAGAAGUGUGGUUUUCUAGGGAUCAGGAUUGGAUCCUGUACUGUAUAGUGUGCUGUUCCCACACUAAGAGUCUGUUUUUCCAACAAACUAAAGAAACUAAUGCCUGAAAUUAUUCUUAAGAUUUGGGGAGUAGAUAGAAAUUGACCCCAGAUUUACAGAAUCUCGUGAGCUUCCUGGAAUGAUAUUGUAUCUUCUCUCAAAAAUUAUCUCAGUAGUUGUCAUCUAUCUGGGUGACAUGUGCACUUUAAAUGACCUCUCAUCAGCUUCUAUUUUGAGACAAUCAAACCUGUUAACUGUUUUCCUAGAAGAUGUUUUUAAAAUGUAAAAUAUGCUAGUUACCAUAUUUGCCUUUGGCCACCGCUCUCCUCACCUCCAUGAGAGUCACCUACAGGAAGAAGUCCUCACCAAGAUUGUUUUUUGAAAAGGUACGAACUAAAUAUUCUUUCUUAUCCCGUGUCUCAGGGUUAUACCACUGAAGCUGCCCUUGGCUAGUAUUAGUAGCAUCAGUAUUAGUAGUAAGCACAAAAUGUUCAGCCCUUGGGGUUUGGUUGUUCAUUUAUUGGGGAUGGCGUUAGUGUGUGCAGGCUUAGUAAAGGACAGAACCUUGGGCCACAGGCUAGAUAGAGCUUAAGGUCACUCCCCGUAGAAAUACUUGAUGGCUCAUUCUUCUGUCUCUAAGGCUCUUGUGCCCUUGUGGGUUCUCUCUUCCCAAGGCUUUCGAGAUUUUCCUUGGAACUGAAAGUUGACUUUGAGACUGUGUGGCCACUUGUACCCAGAAGACAGUCCUGGGGACUCUUUCCAUAGCCAGAAAGAUGACUUCAAGGUGACCAGACACUGCAGAAGGGUGUCCACCUCCCAUGCCUGGACACCUGGGACAUGGAGCCUUUAGGUGAAGCAGUGACCCUGACUCUCUACCCCUGCCAGCCUGCCUUGUCCCUUCUGCAGAGACCAAGGACAAAAUGGGUUUGGUUCCUUGUUUUUCUUCAUGUAGCUUAACAUUCCUAGUUAAACAGAGCUUUGGAGUCUGCUACCUGCUGGCCAAGUUUGGAAAUGAAAAGUAUUCUAAUGCUGCCAAGGGGGUGGGGGGUUAAGCAUAGACCUUUCCUGCACUCCUCCGUUUUAAUUUGUCAAAAGAUUGACAGGCCGUAAGUUCUCCAUCUCACUAAGGUGUAAGGGUGGGCAGCUGGGAGUACACCCUGCCACAGAAGAAACUUAAGCAGGCACCACCCUUCACAGAGGCACCUCUGCAGGAGGUACAGAACCACGCCUCACAUCUUCCUUGCACUGGCUAUCCCUUGCCUUUGGUUACCACCUGCCAGAAUGGACGUGCCUGGUUGUUUUGCCUUGGGUUUUGUGGGUGUCACCAUGCAGGGUACCUUCCCUUUCAAGGUCUGUACUCUUCAAGAGUUGAGCAUGAUAUACCUAUACCUCUGUUCUGAUUAUUUGUCUCCAGAUGCUGUAUGAACAUUUCUGUACUAAGCCCUCUUAAAAAGAUGGGUUAAAACCCAAGCGCUGUAUAUUAAUUUGUAAUUAUGUAUAAAGUGAAGCAGUUUUUAAAAAACUGUAAAGAUUUUCAGUGUGUUUUCUGGAAAUUUGCCACAACAUACUGGCUCUGUAUUUUAUUUAUCUUCCUUUGUAGUUACUGGCUUCAGACUCUUGUAAAGUCCCCCUCAGACCUUUCAAAAAAAAUAAAUUUCCUUUGAAGUCUUGA